AUUUUCCAUUAAAAUUUUUUACCAAACAACGAAAAGGACGUUAACUGAAAAAAAGAGAAAUAAAAAUAACAAAAAAAGACCAAUCAACUACGAAAUUGAUUGAUCGUUAAUCGUAACUCAUUGACACUCUAACCUUGAACUAACUGACUAACUUUCACCGCCGACCAUAAUUCGCGUGCGUUCGUUCGUUCGUUCAAGAUGAGCAUAAUCGAUAGCGGACGUUAUCGGCUGCGCAAAGAUUGGGCCAGCGCCUCCAUACCGUCAUUGGUCGAUAUCGAUGAGCAUGUGGGCGAUGAAGUGGAGAAUUCACUAAAUAUUACAACACCCUUGCCGCCACCAAAGCCGCCACGUCGCAGCUCAUUGGCCUUGGGCUUGUUCUCCAGCAAGGGCGAUAAGAGCCAGAAGAGGCGCAGCUCGAUUGCGGUCUCAUUCUUGCGGCGCGACAGUAAUAAGAACUCCUCCAAAGAUUCCUAUGAAUCUGCUGUGAAACAAGAAAAGAGCGACGGCUCAAACACACCGGUUAGUCCAGAAAUUAUAUACACCGCCGAUGAGAAUGUACGCGCCUCCUCGCCUAAUGAACCUGGCAAGUUGACCUAUUUCGAUGAUGGCUCCAAUUUGAGACCCAUUGUGAAGGGCAUAAAUAAUCCCUACGAUUCACCGGUCGACAAAGAACGCAAUCGCCGGCGACGCAGUUCACUGCAAGCGAAAUUGGAAAGACAUCGUCGCAAGAAUUACGACAUUGGCCAAUUGGGCAUGGACAGCAGCUUGCCGAGCGGCUCACAAAGCGAAUUGACCAAUGGCAGUAUGGCUGACGCUAAUGCCGCCAAUGGCAUGGGCUCAUCUGCGGGCGAACUACCGUACGGGGAUAUCGAUCCAAAGCAUACAGCAUAUUUUCCGCGUCAAAAACGUCAUUCAUGGUGGAAUAUCUUUGUGCCAGAGAAUUUGAAGAGCAGGUCACGUAGGGCUAGUCAAGAUGUUUCGCUUAUGUCACGCAGUGUUGACAAUUUGGCAGUGCCAGUGCGUCGGAGCAAAUCACGCAGCGUUGAUCACGGCCUCGCUGCCCCAUUCGAUUUGGAUUCAUUGCGCUCGAAGGUGGAAGGACGUUUUGAGAGCGUCGACCGAUUGACAAAUGAGCGCAAGAAAUCAUCGCUGCCCGCCAUACCCACCAUAUCGUAUACGGUUGGAAAUCGUGAUACCUUGACAUCGGUGGCUGCACGUUUCGACACCACACCCUCAGAGUUGACACAUCUUAAUCGCUUGAACAGUUCUUUCAUCUAUCCGGGCCAACAGUUGCUGGUGCCCGAUAAGAGUGCGGCGGCCAAGAGCGACUCGAUUAGCGGCAGCGCGUCUGGUAUCGAUGAGAGGGGCUCCAACGCCAGCAUUUCGGGCAAAUCGAGCCCCAUUGAACGCAAAUUAUCCGUCGCCGAUGAGCAGAACGAUGAGAAGGACAUACUUGAAGGUCUCCGCCCGGGCUCACCAAAGCCGGGGCACAUUGAACGCGUUGACUCUGAGAAGAGCGCCGACAACGCACCGACCGAAGCCAAUAAGAGUGAUGAUCCCGUUAUCACACAACGUUUCCUCAAAAUCAAUGUACGCCAUAUCACCGAUGGACAGGGUGUUGUGGGUGGUGUCCUCUUGGUCACACCCAAUGCCGUUAUGUUCGACCCAAAUGUAUCUGAUCCAUUAGUGAUCGAACAUGGACCCGAAAGUUAUGGAGUAAUUGCACCAAUGGAGUUGGUCGUCAAUGCGGCCAUUUUUCAUGAUAUAGCGCACAUGCGUGUAUCGGGCGGUGUGAAUACCGAACAAAAUGAAAAUGCCGAAAUCUACUAUCCAAAAGCAGUAUUAGAAGCGCAACAGGCUAAGGAGGCCAAAGAAGGGGUGGCGGACGAAGCAGACGGUGGCGUAGCCAAACAGCGAGGCGAAGGUGAAGGUGGUUCGUCGGAGGCAUGUGACGAUCAGGAGUCGUUGUGUUCGCAGCAUAAAGAUGACGAGAAGGGUGUGGAAGCCAAAGAAAGUGCUAAGACUGAUGAUGAGGGUGAUUCGGCCAGUGCGAAAGCCAAUAACAAAACAGCUGACAAUGUUGAUGCUAAUGAUUUGAAGAAGAACCUUAAUAUCACUGAUACACGCACCACUCUGGAGGAAAGACGCAAAAGUCUGCUGGAUCACCAUUGGGCCAUACCAAGCAAGGAUCGAUCAUCGGAAGACGAAGGCGACAACGAAUCGCAAACGACCAUCGAUAGUGGCGCACGUGGGCAGGAUCCACACUCGGCCACCUCUUCGAUCAGCGGCGUUGGUGCGGUGAGUGGCAUGGGAGUGCACGUGAUUGGCGGUCUAGCACCCGCCGAUCUCGAACAUCUGGAAGAACUAUCAAAGCAGUCGUGCUACGAUUCUGGCAUCGAUAUACGCGAUCCGAUACCAAAUUUGCAGCCUAUACCAAAGAAGACCGUAUACAGUGAUGCCGAUAUUGUGCUUAGCUCCGAUUGGGUGCCGCCGAAGACCAUCUCGCCGACAUUGAUGAGCGAAUCACCGCCGCGCAGCUCGGUGUUGGGCGCACAAAGUCUCGACGCGGGCACCACAAGCGGUGGACGCAAGAAGACCUCCAGCGUUAGCUUUAGCGUCGACGACAAUAACGGCGAGCAACAAGCUGCUGCGGCGGUGGCAGCAUCGGCGGCAGCGACCGCCGCUCAGGGUGAUAAGAAUGCUGAGAAGAAGAAUAAAAUGUUGAAACGUUUAUCGUAUCCGUUGACUUGGGUUGAAGGCCUCACUGGCGAAGCAGCUGGCCCUCCGGGUACUGGUGGCAGCCUCGGCAAGUCGGCGAACUCUGAUUCGGCGCCCAAUACGGGCGAUUCGAAUCAGAGCGUAUUUUCAAAAGUAUUCUCAAGUUCACCAAUCACUUUGGUCUCAGAGUUGGGUGGUAACUUAUUUUCGAAAACACCGUCCGAAGACUCUGGUGGCUCACCAGUGCCACCAUUGACUCCGCAUUCAACUCAUUCCGAGGGUCAUAUUUCCACUGGACGCUCCUCCAUUGGCACAUUUAUGCGUCCACAAUCAUCGGAGGGCACUGCUUCCACAACGAAAUUGAAGGAGGUAAAACCGCAACCCAAAUUGGACUACCGUUCGAUGGUAUCAGUUGAUGACAAACCGGAAUUGUUUAUUAGUGUUGAUAAAUUGAUACCACGACCGGCUCGUGCUUGCCCGGACCCACCAUUGUACUUACGCCUGCGCAUGGGCAAGCCCAUUGGCAAGGCAAUACCGCUACCGACCUCUGUUAUGUCGUAUGGGAAAAAUAAACUGAGACCUGAAUACUGGUUUAGUGUACCUAAAAAUCGCGUCGAUGAAUUGUAUCGCUUCAUAAACACCUGGGUGCAACAUCUCUAUGGUGAAUUGAAUGAAGAACAAAUCAAGGCGCGUGGUUUUGAGCUCAUCCAAGAUGAUACCGAAUGGACGAAGAGCGGCACCACAAAGAGUGGCCGCAGUGGCAGUCAAGAAAAUGAGGAAAUUAGUGAUUUGACACGCGAGUCGUGGGAGCUUAUAAAAGCGCCCUUCGCCAAGACCUACAGCAUUAUAAAAACGGCAAAACAUGCCGCAUCGCAUGAAAUGGAUUUGUUGAGCGGCGAGGUAUUGUCUAUGAGCACAGAUGAUUACCGCAAGGCUUCAUUAUUUGCUACCGGUUCCUUUGACCUGGACUUCCCCAUACCAGAUCUAAUUGGCACAACAGAAAUCCUCACAGAAGAGCAUCGUGAAAAACUUUGUGGACACCUACCCGCACGUGCUGAAGGCUACUCGUGGUCAUUGAUUUUCAGCACAUCCCAGCAUGGUUUCUCGUUGAAUUCACUUUACCGAAAGAUGCAGAAACUCGAAAGUCCUAUACUAAUUGUUAUACAGGACACAGAUAAUAAUGUUUUUGGCGCACUAACAUCCUGCUCGCUACAUGUGUCCGAUCACUUUUACGGCACCGGCGAAUCGCUGUUAUACAAAUUUAAUCCCAGCUUUAAAGUGUUCCAUUGGACGGGCGAGAAUUUAUAUUUCAUUAAAGGCAAUAUGGAGAGCUUGUCGAUUGGUGCUGGCGAGUAAGUAGAGUAUUUCAUUUUAGAAGAUUUUUAUUUUUUAUUUUUUGAAGAUGGUUUGUUGGGGCUAGUUAAUGUGCAAAAGAAAAUUUUAAAAAUAGCUUAUAAAAAGAGGAAAUUUAUAAAAGAGGGUUUGGGAACUAAAUUUUGAAAAAUAUACAAAGUCGGACAUAAAAUAGGGUCGCGGCAGCUUACAAAAUUUU
Rhagoletis zephyria (snowberry fruit fly) is the source of this 4270-nucleotide messenger RNA. RefSeq names its product TLD domain-containing protein mustard (gene mtd). The record is from RefSeq and is a predicted model, not a curated record. Lineage: Eukaryota; Metazoa; Arthropoda; Insecta; Diptera; Tephritidae. Gene Ontology annotation, biological process: response to oxidative stress. Gene Ontology annotation, cellular component: nucleus.